AUGUUUGAUAAAUGCCAAGUUCAAGUAAUGAAUCUUCGAAAUGAAUCAGUCAAGUGUGAUAGUAAUGAAUAUUUGGAUACUGCACAUCAAGAAUUUCAGCAACGUAGUUUAUCUUUAUCUAUGUCCUUAACACAAAAUCAAAAUAUUACUGAAGCUAAUAUAUCAGAUAAUUCAGAUAAUGAAAAUUCUGAUGAAGAAAGUUUAUAUCAAGAACCUAUAUUGUGA
Messenger RNA from Dentiscutata erythropus, 225 nucleotides. NCBI's taxonomy places the organism in Eukaryota, Fungi, Glomeromycota, Glomeromycetes, Diversisporales, Gigasporaceae. The record is from the annotation of a GenBank genome assembly.